UGGGGGGGGGGGAGGGGAGAACACAGAAGCCCAAAGCAGGCAGGACUCCUCCCCAAUUCAAGCCGCUGGUUAGCUCACAGGGAGUCACAGCGAGGCGGGUUACGCGGCUGACGGACUUCAUCUUUGAGGAGUUAAGGCUUUAACGCUUCUUCCUGCGCUCCCCCCCCCCCGCUCUCCCAAAGUGGUUCGUUCCGUUGCCUUAGCGGCUCCGACAACAACGGGCGCGGGAGGCGGCGCGGGGAGCUGAAUUCUAUUAAAAGAAUUGCCAGUAUGGAAGAUACUGAGUUCUUUGAUAUUUGUGAAAAGGAACAGACAGCCGCUACACCAUUUUUGGAACAAGGAAAAGAUGACGAUGACAGUGUAACAGAUCAGUUCUGGAAUGUGGCGAACCAACCGAAAGGACACAAGAUUGGAGAAGAGUCAGAGGAAGAUGAUAAAAUCAAAAGCAAGGAUGCUUCUGAAGGAGUUGGAGAGGACUCUGAUUCUAGCGGGGAAAGCCAGGAGCACCACAUGAACAAUGGUAAUAACAAUAAUAAUAAGACCAUGAAGUAUGCAGACAGAGUUUGGAUAUUAAACCUGCGCAGAAAUCUCAACCAGCUUGACAACAUAGCCAAAGAAAAGGCUCUUACCAUUGCAAAAGCAAGAGAGGAGCUCAGUGCCUGCCAGCUGCGGAUCGAAAUGCUAACAAAAGAACGAGAGUGCACAGAGACCAAAAUAGAAGAAAAGAAAGAGGCUGGAAAUAUUGCUGCUGUAUUCCGCCUACAGGCAAUGCACAGACGACUGUGUGCUGAACUGGGGAACGAAAAGGACCUUGAGUCAAAAAUUGCUUUGAUGCUGAAAGAAAAUGUGUAUGAGAUGUGGCAGAUAGAAAUUGAGCAGGGGAAAUUUGGAAGCCUCCGGGAGCAACUUGAACAGGAUGAGGAGGAACUAGAGAGAGAGCGCAAAGAGCAGGCGGAACAGAGGAUUCAGAAAGAAAAGACUGUAUCCCAGCUGGCAGAACGAAAACAACAGGUUCGAAAAAAAAAAGAAACGGAAGCCUGGGAGGCGUAUGAGAGAAGACAUCAAAAAGCAGUCGAAGAUGCACACAAGAAUCAUGAGAAAGCGGCUCAGUUUCUGAAAAAAUCUAUGUCAAGAAUUCGUCAGAAAGAAGCAAAGGAAGAACUGAAAACUCAGGAGCAUAUGGAAAAAAGGAUGCAAGCUGUGCUGUCCCUGAAAAACAACAUAACUUCCAAUAGGGAAACCCUUCGAACCCUCCAGCUGAGGGACAAAGCAAAGGCUCUUGAGGCAAAAAAGCAAGAGAUGAAGAUGAGAGGGGAUAUUUUGGCAGAAGGAGGCGAUGUCACCAAGGAGAUUUUUCUCCAUAAACAACGUAUUGAGUUAGAAAGGCACAAGGAAGAAUUUACAGAACAGCAGAAAUCUAGAAAAACGGAGAUUGUAGCUCGGAUUUUGCAAGAGGAAGCAUAUGUAGAGAAGCAGAAAAAACAUCAAGCUCGGGCAGAAGCACUUAGGAGUCAGGGUAAACUUCAGGAUUCCUUACAAUGGAGAAUCAAAACAUGGCAGUAUAUUGAGAAUGCCUGUGAAGAUCCAGCUGCAACAGUACUGCAGAAGUCUUGGCGCACUCCAUCAGCUUGUUCCUUAGUUGAUGACAAAUCUAGUUCUGUGGUGGAUUUUUCUAAAAAAGCAUUGCAAGAUACGAUCCAUGAAAAUGAUGAUGAAGAGGCGAGUCAGACUCUAGCUGAGCCAGAGUUUACAGGACUUUGGAGUCAAGAAUGUAACUUAUACAAGAUGCCAAAAGAUGAAACAGAUCCAAAGCCACUAGGUGCAAGUAAAAUGGAAAGAAAGAUUUUCACUGAAAACUUGGAGAAACUUCGAAGUGGAAUUAUUCGCAAACAAGUCGUGUCCGGUCAUGAAUUUAAGGGGUGUCCUUUUUAUAGCAAACCAAGUCUUAUUCACUUCAAGGAUUUUGAUGUAGGUAAAACCUACAAAAAGAAGAUAAUUUUGAUAAAUGCAUCCUACAGUGUUAACUUCUGCAAGCUGGUGGGAGUCAGUGAGCAUCUCAAAGAUUUCAUCAAUAUUCACUUUGAUCCACCUGGCCAGAUGUCUGCUGGAAUCUCAUGUGAAGUGGUGGUAACAUUUAAACCAAUGAUAAAUGAAGUUCUUGAAGGAAAAGUCACAUUUUUAGCUCAGAAUGGUUCCUUUUCCAUUCCACUGAAAUGUACAACCAAGAGAUGUGUUCUGGCACUAGAUAAAGAGCUCAUUGACUUUGGCACUCACGUGGUGGGGGAGACAAUUUCACGGACGAUCAUCCUAACAAACCAUGGCGCUUUGGGAACGAGAUUUAAACUUCAGACAUCAACGGGUGACAAUGGCACAUGCACAACAACAGCAAAAUCUUCCCUUGAAAGAAUGGUUAGUCCUGCUUUAGAUGGCAUCACCUCUGGAGAGAAAGCCAGCAGCAGUCCGGUGGAAUCAUCUAUAUAUGAAAACAAGGAACAAGUUUAUCCUGUCCAUACUGAAGAAGUUACCCUACACAUAAGCCUGCCUGAGAGCCAGAAGACUGAAAGCAACUUAGGCAGCAGCCAUAUAGAACAAUUUAGUCAAGAUGCAUUAAUCACCGAGGCAGAUCUAGAGACAGAAAAUGCACAAAGCCCAGCAGAAUCGCCACCUGAAGAAGAACCCAUUGAAAUUACACUGGGCAAGGUUACAGAAGGUGAAAUUGGACCCUUCAGCUCAAUCAAACUUCAGAUUAUUUUUACUCCCUGUGUCCCUGGGGAUGUACGUGCAGAGUUUGAGAUUACAUUUGACAACCCAAACUGCAAACCACUACACUUUUGUGUCAUUGGAGUCUCUGUUGAUGUGCCUGUUUGGGUGCCCAAUCCAAAUGUCGAUCUAAAGAUCUGUAUGUACGACCGGCUCUAUCAGGACUGUAUCAUUAUUCGAAGCAGAGCAAAAGCCGCUCUACGCUUGAAGUUUGAAGUAUGCAAAGAACUGAGUAACCACAUGGAGCUUCUUCCGAAAACAGGUUACAUUCAAGCCCAGUCAUCCUUCAGUGUGCAGCUGAAGUUCCUGCCCAGGCACUCUCUCCCAGAAGAUGCAGGAAAAUAUUUUGACACAGAAACCAGGGUUCUGGAAGUUCCAAUGACAAUAAAGAUUGCUGAUAAGACUAAGCCAGUUGAAUUUAUUGUCCAUGCAAUUGUUACUACCUCUGAUUUGGAAAUCAGCCCAGCUGAAGUGAAUUUUGGUUACUGCACUAUCUAUGAAGCUGUUCAGACAACCAUAACUCUAACAAACAAAUCCAUCCUGCCACAAAAGUUUGGAUUUGUUGGACUCCCUGAGUUUGUAGAAAUUCAACCGAGUGAUGGAUUUGGAACUCUCCUCCCCCUGGAAAGCCUGAACCUGGACAUAAUCUUCAAAGCCAACAAGGCAAAGGAAUACAGUUUUGAGCUGACCUGCAAGUCGGAGAUUAAUAGACAAUUCAAGCUGUCAUGCAAAGCAAUUGGAGUCCACCCACCUCUUGAGUUGUCUCAUUCCUUAGUCAAGUUUGCAGCAACAGCUUUAAAUGAUGUAUCUACAGCGACACUGUAUGUGAUAAAUGCACAUGUGAGCCUCAACCGCUUUACUCACACUGUCCCAAGGAUCGGUAAAGGGGAAAUUGCCCCUGUUGGACCCACUUCCUUUGAAUUCCUUGUGCCAGAAGAUUCUCCUGUGACAAUUAUGCCUUCUGUUGGGACAGUUUUGCCAGGGAAGAAAUGCUUGAUACAAGUGUACUUCAGACCAGUGUUGUCAGAACAGCUAAUCAGAGAAGAGGCAGUUCAAAUGCUGCGUAGGGCAGAUGCACAAAGGACGAUGUUGAAGAAGAUUCAUGAAUCAGAAAUGCAAAAGAGGAAAGACGAAACUGUUGCAGGAAAGAAAGAUGGAAAGAAACCAAGUUUUGCCGCUUUCAGACAGCCUUUGAGGGUCAGAAACAGUAAAUAUGCAGCUGCUAGCAGUGGCUUUGAGCCAUCAAAGCCAGAAGAAAUAAAAACCAACUCUGAAGAAUAUAUUGCAGCUCAGUAUUCCCUGAUUAGGAAUUUCACAGGAAAGUUUGAGAGAUACAUCAUACCUUGUUUUGUUGCAAGUGGAGAUAUUGAUGAAAAGAGAGGAUCGGAAAAUCUAAAGUACAGUCCUUAUAACACCUUGUACCUAGAGUUGCACUGUCCUGCUGUAGCACCAUCUGUUGUGGUUACUUCAAAUAAUGGAAAAAACAUGAUCAACUUUGGGGAGGUCGCAGUAGGCCACAGAAUAAUCGAACGGAUUACAAUACAGAACAUCUCCCAGGAGCAGCUAGCACUAGGAUUCUCCAUCCUGAACCCCAAUGGGCCCUUCCUAUUGAUCAGUCCAGUUGGCACUCUUGAGCCAGGCGAAAACCAGUUUCUCUUAAUUUCUUUUUGUCCAAAUGAGAGUAAAUUGUUCUUUGAAACUCUGGAUAUCCGGACCAUAAAAGCCACCCUGACCCUCAGUAUUAUUGGCCAUGGGGUGGCUCCGUCAAUUGCUUGUUCUGUGGAAGGAGAAGUGCUCGAUAUGGGAUAUGUCAUAGCCAAAGAGAAGGUCACUUCCACAUUCAAGAUACAGAACACUUCCACUCUGCCCCUGAGAUACUCCAUCAAACUAGAGUCACUCUCACAAACCAGGCUCAAAGAGCAGCAGAGACUUCCCUUCUUCAUCACGUCUCCCCCAGGACGGACAGAUUUUGUUGGUACACAGAACUACAGUGGGUUAAGUGUGUUCAACAUAUUUCCAGUAGAGGGCGUAAUUGAGCCUAGGAAGAGUCAGGAUUUCACUGUUACUUUCAGUCCAGACCAUGAAAGUUUGUAUUAUUCUGACUGUCUCAAGGUUGUGCUCUUUGGCAAGGAAAUAGCUCGUGUGAUCUGGCUGAAGGGUGCUGCAAGAAACCAUAUGAUGUUUGUGGAAGGAGGGGAUCCAUUGGAUGUGCCCAUGGAGUCUUUGGCUAUAACAUCACCCAUGUCUGAAGAAGCAGCAAAAGGAGAGCUGGAAGAACCAGCAAAGCCCCUUCUCCUGAGCCUGGAGUACAUCCAGGCAGAGACCUCUGGGACUCCGGCAGUGAGGGAGCUGAAAAUCGGGGCUAUACGGACAGCUCAGUUUGCAUCGAAGAAGAACGUAGAGUUCAGUUUGGAUAACCUGCCACUCCUGCAGCAGAAGGGAUUUACCAUCGAGCCUGUUAAAGGAACAGUUGAUCGUGGUCAAAUCAAAUGCAUCAGUGUUUCUUGGGUGCCACCUGCUGACUUUGAUCCAGAUCACCCUUUGAUGGUGGCAGCUGUACUGACCUUAAAAGGAGACAUUAAAGAAUCUUACAAAGUCCUCUUCGUAGCCAGAGUUGUGUGCACAUGAACUCCCACCGAGUGAAGAAUCCAAGCUAAAACUUGCGAAGAAUCACUGAGGAUUGCUCAGGCUGGUAACUCAUUAUUAGAUCUCAGAAUGUAAGGAGCUUGUGCAAGAGACUUCAGAGAGCAUUUUAGUUUGUACAUGCAAAGAUGUGAUUGCUGCAGAAACAUUUCUGCUUUUGUAGAACUCUAAGAGUGAUGGCUUUCUUCAAAGAACUUCUUUGUAGAGUGUAGAAUGAGACCUUGUGAACAAAGAAAAGAUGCCUGAUAGUGUAUUAUCCUCAUUAUGGGCCAAAUCCUGAGAGAUAUCAUGCACCUACAACUGCCCUGAACUCGUGUCAGCUCAGACCCAGAUUUUUAAAAGCAUUGGGCAUUGCUGUGCUCAGCGUUGCAGUGCCUAACUGAUUUAGGAGCCUACACUCAUUUUCAAAAGUAAUUUAGGCACUUAAGUCUAAAUCCCCUCCAUUGUUAAUGCAAUUGUGGCUCCUAAGUACUUAAAUCCCUUUGGGAAAUGAGACUUAGGCAUUGCAACACUGAGUGUAGUAACCCCUAAAUACCUUUAUAAAGCUGGACCUCAGGGUCAGGGGGUUUCCCUGUCAGUGUGUGUAAGGCUGUCAACAUUUUUCCAGCUGAUCCUAUUUUUUUGGUAAUCGUUUUAAUAAAUAUACAAAACAAGCAAUAAACACACAAAGGCUUUUUCUUGUCUAAGAUGGAAUUAAAACUUCCAUAGAAAUCUCUCCCUCUGCUCCCAACCCAGUGGAAAUCAGUUCCCACCGUACAGUUUGUACAGAACAGCAAGGAUUUUAAGUGGGAUCUCUGCCCCAUGCUCUUGACUGCAUCACAGGAUCUGGUUAUUUGGACCCCUGUCUUAUAUCCACUCAAGUAAUUUCAUAUUAUACAUUCAUGUUCCCUAGGAGUUUUAUAAGUAAAAGUGUUGAUUUCUCCUCAUUACCAAGGAGCUAAGCUGAUCUGCAUGUAGAAGGAAGCUCUGCUUCAAUGGGCACUUGGCGCCAGCAACCAUUGCAGUGAAAGACAGGGUUGACAGGGGAACCAAGGGGAGCAUCAGGAAGCCAGGCGACACAGAACCUCUCUUCACAGGUGACCCUGUACCUCCCACACAUACUCCCCAAGACACCAGAGUGGGGCAGUAUCCACUUCCCCUUUCUCUCAGGGCUUUUUGUCAUUUGGCCCAAGUUUAUUUCACAUUAACCAUUUUGCUGCUGGUUUUCCGCUAUACCUUCUGUAUUACAGACCAUCCAUUAACUUUUCAUUGGACACAGUGGGGUAGGAAGUGCUAUACCUGGUAUGUUCAGCAGCACAGGUGAGCAUAAAGGAAAUAUACCCAGAACAGAAAGAGGAAGAAGACACAUGACUAGAAGUCUAAUUACAGCCCUGCCCCUUUAAGACUCUUCCCGUCCUGUAGUAAGGGAGUCUUAUUUUCCUCUUUAAGUCAAGAACUCAGUGUUAUGCAGUGGAACUCGCGCUGCAACCAAGGAGGUAUUUUAAAGGGCUGGGAUCAUCUCGGUCUAUAAUUAAUACCAUCAGUGUAUUUAGAUGGAUCACCUCCUCCUCCCAUACGGCACAGCUUGUCCUCUUCUGCUGCCAUUAGUGAGCAUCAGAUGGAUCGUGUCAAUAGCCCUGAUUAUGUAACACAUAAAACAUGGCAUAAACACUUAGUCUGUGAUUUGCUAGUUAUAGAACUUCACCAGGUGGAGGUAGGCACCUGACAGUAUCUUUAGGCCUCAUUUAGAUAAGCUGGUAAUGUGAUCCCUUCUAGCUCAGAAUGGAAGGAACAAGCCCAGAUACAAGGAUGUUGUUUAUGAUGUUCAGAAGUUAGAAAUUAACUAGGACCUCAUAUUUACAUAAUACCCAUGAAACAUGCAUGUGUUGCAUCCAGACACCAUACAUCUACGUUGUUUGGAGGACAACGGGGCCAUAUUGACUACAUGACUUGGAUUCUGCCAUUUAGCUGUCACUUAGUCCUGUUGUUUCCCAUUACUUAUUCAUAUUGUUAAGGUAUAUAUUCACAGUUAGAAAGAACAGCUUCCUUUUUAUUGCUUCCCAUCGUGACUUGCUUGUUUCCUGAUUUUGGAUUUCACUCCAAGUGGGGUGCAGAACCACAGCUGGUAUAGAGAGACCUAAUAAUAGGAAUAUUUUCUAAAGAGGUUAAUGAAGACUUCAAGUCACUUGUGAGGGGGGUAGGGUUCUGAAGACUUACAGGGAGAGUAAUUUCUAAUAUUUAAAAUAGUAGUAAGCGUAUUAGGGAACAGUUCAUGCUUGGAGAACCCCCCAUUCCCUCUACAUCUAGGUUAUGAUAAGGGCAUUUUUAGCAGGAAAGACUAUCAAAAUAAUUAGCAGACUUACCUACAUAUCUCUUUCAACUAUUUUGUGUAUAGAGUGAGAUAAAAAAUCUCUACCCUACUUCAGUCUCACCUCUUAUUCACACAGACGCGAGCUCCCCAAUCCAAAUUCACACAGUGCUUAUGCUUUGAUCUCGGUAGAUGAUUAUUUGGCUAAUCCUGGAUUUAAUCCUCAAAAUUAUUUUGCCAACAUGACAGAGGAUCAGGAAGUGAACAAUCCAAGAAGUGACAUUUAAAAAAAAAACACACACCAAAACAAAAACAAAACCCUUCAUAGCUUGUAUACUAAUUCUAUCAAGAGACUGUCUCUGUAGCUUAAGCUGGAUCUGCAGAGUUUUCACAGAGAUUAACCUACCAUUUCAGGAUUCCAAGACCCACUGCACAGUAAAGACACUGAUUGUGUUGUGGAAACACAACUAGAGAGAACAGAGGAGAUCUUAAAGACCCAAAACACAAAUGUUCCCUGCAGUCACACUCCGGACAUACACAGACACAGGAACAUAUUGACUGACUAAAGUGCAGACUGUUAAUGUGAGAGAAGGAACCUCUCCCUUUCCAAGCUAGUGGUCCAGUCAUGUCUGUGGCUGCAUGUCCUCAGCGCCGAUCAGUGGGAUGUAACCCACACACCUCCUGGGUGUGGUGUUGUGUCCCAUCUAGUGGCACUGUCAUAACCAUACAGCUAAGGGUAGCCUAGAAUUCCUCCUUACCUGUAAGGGGUUAAGA
This is a messenger RNA of Dermochelys coriacea (leatherback sea turtle), 8464 nucleotides long. RefSeq names its product cilia and flagella associated protein 74 (gene CFAP74). NCBI's taxonomy places the organism in Eukaryota, Metazoa, Chordata, Testudines, Dermochelyidae. The transcript has 39 exons. The coding region runs from base 271 to 5388 and encodes 1705 amino acids. The record is from RefSeq and is a predicted model, not a curated record.